Messenger RNA from Trichomycterus rosablanca, 4785 nucleotides. RefSeq names its product roundabout homolog 2-like. Gene Ontology annotation, biological process: cell-cell adhesion. Gene Ontology annotation, molecular function: protein binding. Bases 292 to 4482 code for a protein of 1396 amino acids. The transcript has 27 exons. NCBI's taxonomy places the organism in Eukaryota, Metazoa, Chordata, Actinopteri, Siluriformes, Trichomycteridae. The record is from RefSeq and is a predicted model, not a curated record.
GAUGCCAAACCUCUCAUAUGCUUUAAUGCACCUGUGCUGCGUUCACUGGCUGAAACGAUUCUGAAAACACGCCGCUCGGUCUGAAUCGGAGUGAAUGACACCGACUCAAACGUGCGGAUAACUGAAAUUCAUCCAGACCACCCGAGAAGGAUAAAAUAAGCUACUUUUUUCUGUCUUCAAAGCCGGACCAUGUGCUACGUCUGAAGGAAAGAGAACGGACUUUUUUGGGGAAAUAUUCUGCACCAAGUUGUGAUUAAUAUCUCGGGGCGCGAUGAACGUUACAGUAACACCAUGAAGCUGCUGCAGUUCUUCAUAUUGUGCGGAUUUCUUCACACUCACAUCCAUGGAUCCCGUCUCCGCCAGGAGGACUUUCCCCCCCGAAUCGUGGAGCACCCCUCAGACCUGAUCGUGUCCAAGGGCGAGCCUGCCACGCUGAACUGCAAAGCCGAGGGCCGGCCGGCACCCACCGUCGAGUGGUACAAAGACGGAGAACCCGUGGAGACGAACAGGGACAACCCUCGUUCUCACCGCAUGCUUCUGCCCAGCGGCUCGCUGUUCUUCCUGCACAUCGUACACGGCCGGCGCAGCAAACCCGACGACGGCAGAUACGUCUGCGUGGCCAGGAACUACCUGGGAGAGGCUGUCAGCCAUAAUGCAUCGCUGGAAGUGGCAUUUUUACGGGAUGAUUUCAGGCAGAACCCUCAGGAUGCGGUGAUCUCUGUAGGAGAAUCAGCCACGUUGGAGUGCCAGGCUCCGCGGGGUCACCCAGAGCCUACCAUCUUCUGGAGGAAGGAUAAAGCACGACUCGACCUUAAGGACGACCGCAUCACUAUCCGUGCUGGGAAACUGACCAUCUCGAACACUCAAAAGAGCGACGGAGGGAUGUAUGCAUGCGUGGCAACCAACAUCGUAGGGGAGAGUGAGAGCGAGAUGGCUCAGCUCUCUGUGUUUGAGCGACCCACGUUUGUACGCAGGCCUGUAAACCAGGUGGCGCUGGUGGACGAAAGCGUGGAGUUUCGUUGCCAGGUGCAGGGAGAUCCCCCACCUACACAGCGAUGGAAGAAGGACGAUGCUGAUAUUCCUCGUGGCAGGUACGAAAUGAAGUAUGAAAAAGAUGACUACAUUCUGAGAAUUAAGAAAGUUUAUUCCGGGGACCAGGGAAGCUUCACGUGUGUGGCGGAAAAUCGAGUGGGGAAGGCGGAGGCGUCUGCUACGCUCACUGUUAGAGAGGCCCCCCAGUUUGUUGUGCGACCCCGGGACCAGAUUGUGAUGCAGGGACGCACCGCCGUCUUCCCGUGUGAGGCCAAAGGAAACCCGCAACCCACCGUGUUCUGGCAGAAAGAGGGCAGUAAGGACCUGCUUUUCCCAAACCAGCCUCCUCAGGCAGGAAGUCGCUUUUCUGUAGCUCAAAAUGGAAAUCUAAGCAUUACUUCGGUUCAGCGCUCAGAUGCAGGCUACUACAUCUGCCAGGCUCUUACAGUGGCUGGCAGCAUCCUGGCCAAGGCCCAGCUUGAGGUGUCCGACGCUCUCAAGGACCGCCCACCGCCCAUCAUUCAGCACGGGCCGACGAAUCAGACGGUGGCCGUGGGCAGCAUGGCUGUUCUUGGGUGUCGGGCAUCUGGAGAGCCCGAUCCCACUGUUACUUGGCUGAAGGAUGGAGUCGGUCUGCUGGCAAAAGACCCGCGGAUGUCCCUGCUGGAGGCUGGCAGUCUGCAGAUCCAGAACGUCAAGCUUUCAGACUUGGGUAUGUACACAUGUGUGGCUACCAGCUCCAGCGGAGAGACCUCAUGGGGCGCCUUCUUAGACAUCAAAGACCCGACCGAACUCACAGACUCCACAGUAUCCCACAAUGCCACGUCCGUGUUGGGCUCGCCGUCUAAACCGGAGGUCACUGAUGUCACCAAGAACAGCGUUUCACUGUCGUGGGAUUCGGGAUCUGAGGACGCUUCAUCUACGUCUUUCUAUGUCAUUGAGGCUUUUGGCCAGCUGGUGAGUAACAGCUGGCAGACCGUGGCUGAUCAUGUAAAGAGCACGCAGUACACGGUCAGAGAUCUGCGGCCCAACACCGUCUACGUCUUCAUCGUCAGAGCGGUGAACGCACAGGGAGUGGGGGACCCGAGCGCCAUGUCUGAUCCUGUCCGCACCCAGGAUAUCAGUCCAGCAACACAGGGUGUCGAUCACCGGCAGGUUCAAAAGGAGCUGGGCGAUGUCGUCGUCAACAUGCACAGUCCCAUGGUGCUCAGCUCGUCUUCUGUGAGGGUGACGUGGACGGUUGAGAAUCAAUCCCAGUUCAUUCAGGGGUACCGGGUUCUGUACAGACAGACAUCUGGACUUCCCUCUCCAGGAGCCUGGCAGGUCCAGGACCUUAAAGCGCCGUCGGAGCGGGACGUUACGCUACAGGACCUGAAAAAGGGCGUGGUGUACGAGAUAAAGGUCCGGCCGUUCUUCAACGAGUUCCAAGGAGUGGACAGCGAGUCCAUCACGGCGCGGACUUUAGAAGAAGCCCCCAGCGCCCCUCCACAGCAGGUGACCGUCCUGAUGGUGGGGAGUGAAAACAGCACGUCUAUCAGCGUUUCCUGGGAUCCGCCACCCACCGAACACCAGAACGGCAUCAUCCAGGAGUAUAAGAUCUGGUGUUUGGCCAACGAGAGCCGCUUCCAUGUGAACAAGACGGUGGACGCUGCCAUUCGCUCUGUGGUGGUCGGGGGGCUUCAGGCUGGUGUGCAGUAUCGUGUAGAGGUGGCAGCGGGCACCAGUGCGGGCGUCGGGGUGACGAGCGAGCCACAACUCGUCGUUAUCGGUGCUGAGUUACAGGACGUAAUGACGGGUGAAGAGGGCAACGGCAGCAUCAAGGACGUUCUAAAACAGCCCGCCUUCAUCGCAGGCCUGGGUGGAGCGUGCUGGAUUGUGUUGAUGGGUUUCAGUGCCUGGCUGUACUGGAGGAGGAAGAAGAGAAAAGGCCUCAGCAACUAUGCAGUCCAGUCGUUCACCUUCACCCGUGCAGUGACAUUCCAGCAUGGAGACAGAGGCCUGUUGGGAAGCGGAAGUCGUCCCGGAUUGCUCAAAGCCGGUGACCCUGGCCUCCCCUGGCUAGCCGACUCCUGGCCCUCGACCAGCCUGCCCGCCAACGGUGGCUUGGGCGCUCAGAAAGACCGCACCAACUUCGGGCGUGGAGACGUGCUGCCCGCCAGUGCCGGCGAAAAGACAGGCACCAUGCUGUCAGACGGUGCCAUCUACAGCAGCAUCGACUUUGCCGGUAAGGCAGCCUACAGUAGCCCUGGCAGAGGAAAACACACCAGUCCGUACGCCACCACACAGAUCCUACAGUCUAACAGCUUCCACGAGCUGGCGGUGGAUCGGCCCGAGCUUCGCUGGAAGGCCUCGCUGCACGGACAACAUGAGAUGCCCAGCCUGGGCUACUCGCUCACAGAGAGCCGCUCGUGUGCCAAUGGAGGAAAAAAUGGCAAGAAGAAGAAAUCCAAGGGAGGAGGUAAAACAGCCAAGCCUAACGGCUCCUGCUGGGCCAACAUCCCACUUCCUCCGCCACCGAUGAACCCAUUACCAGGGACGGAGAUGGACCACUAUGCCCCUGAGCAUCGAGCUGAAGGAGGGUAUGAGAGUGACAGCUGGGCUUCACCCCUGCCUGUACAGUCUUACCUCCACCAGAGCAUGGAGGAUGAGCUUGAGGAGGAGGAGGAGCGAGUACCCACUCCACCCCUGAGGGGCGUGGCAUCCUCUCCAGCACCUAUGCCCUUUGGUCAGGGUUCCUCUGGCUCACUGGGCUCCUCGCAUCAUGAGGAGAUGCAGUCCAUGCUUCAGGUCCACCUGGAUGAGCUUACUCGCGCCUACCAGUAUGAAGUGGCCAAGCAAAACUGGCAUAUAAAAGGCAGCUCCCACCCAACUAAGACCCCUGCCCAUCCAAUAGGUUAUGUCUCAGGCACACUGGGAUCAGACAUUCUGACCGAGGGGGAGGACGAGGAGGGCGAAAGCGAGGGCUUCGACUUGUCUCGACAGCUGUGUAGGAUAGACUAUUCCCCCAGAUGCAGCCUUGAGAGCGUGGAGGGGGCGAUCACAGGACAUGCGUACUCCCACCGAAACCAGGCAGCCGGUGCAACUUCCAUAGACGCAGGACUGCUGACGACUCAGAGCUUGUGCCAUCAGCGGGUAUCGCAGCCUUCACACAAACAGCGGGCAGAGACACUGGGCACAGAGAGUUGCAGAAGAGAUGAUGUCUUAGAGGGACGAGGUCCCUCCUCAGAGCCAGUGCACAGCAUCGGGACCCGGCUGCACACGCCUUGGGGCUCUAUAGGUUCCAAUCCACCUGAGGAGUGUGUGGUGUCCACACUGGAGCGACAGCACUCAGCUAACUGGAGCUCCAGGGGCAUGCUGGGAUGCAGCUCUCAGCAACGGUCCAGUACAGAGCUGCAGAGCUCUGCAGCACGAGGGUCCGGCAGCACAGAGGCCAACAUCGGACAUCUAUAGUACCCUGUCUGUGAGAUAAGCCAGACUACUCACUGCCCACGCCAACGAAAGCAUGGACGAAAGAGCGAGCGAGAUUCAUCUCCCCCCUACUCUCCAUCCCCCGGCCUUACCUGAGGUACUUUUUUUUACCUCCCGGGCCAACACUGAACGGCGAAGCCAAUGUACAGACACACGUCUCACGAUCGGUGGUGUUCAGCUUGCGGUUUGCUUUUGUCUACGACGAAACGUCACAUGUCCCUCUCGUUUUGUGCCACAACACUCGGAAAUAACAAGAAUGGUGUUUUUGUUCUUGCUUGGUUUUUU